AAAGCAAUGUAAGUAUUUGGCCCUGAUGCGGGAUCAAUCCAUGAGGAGAAUGUGCAACGUUUAGCUUCAAUGACUCCGGCGGAAAUAGAAGAAGAGAGAAAUAAUUUACUCGCCAACAUAGAUCCAUCACUUGUUGAGUUUCUUAAAUCAAGAAAAUCAUUACAAGCAACUCAAAGAAUCAAGAGAGAAUCACAGAACCAACCUUCAAAUUCCCAUGCAAUGGAUGAAAGUGAGGUGGUCAGACAAACAGCUGCUGCAGAGUUAGUCAACAAGUUCCCCCACAUGGAUGUUGUGGAGCCGGAGAAACUAAAGUGGAUGGAGAAUGUCCCCCCGUCCAAACCUCCCCCUUCCGGUUGUCCCUACAACGCUAGGUUCAACUUUGACGGUGAACUUUUGCCGUACUGUGAAGAGCAGACGACAGAAGGUCUCCAUCAUCAUGGAGAUGAGCCAGAGCGACCGGGAUAUACAUUACAGGAACUGAUGCAACUCAGUCGAUCCUCCAUGCUGCAGCAGAGAAUCACUGCAAUAUCUACACUCUCAAAUAUCUUUGUAAAGGCUAGCGACUAUGACUACUGCCUAGAGAAGCCUCUUCUUCCCCAGUUGCUGGACUCUGAGCUCUACUUGUUGCUGAGAUUUACGCUGGAUGACUCUGUCCGCUCCGUUGUAUCUGCUGCGCUCGCAGCUAUCAGCAACUUAUUAGUCAAUAUCAAAGAUGAGGGAUGCUUAGAUCGCUUGUUAGGUCUGGCUACAGGCUUGCGCCAGCCUUCACUUUUUGUCCAACUGGAUCUGAAACCAACUGAAUUAGCUGAACUUAAGGAUACAGAGUUACUCAAAGUUGAUGUCAUCAAAGGAGCUCUAAGGACUCAUCUGUUGCCAAGGUUCAGAUACAUCAUGGACAAGUUAAAUCCUGAGCCAGUAGAGAUAGGUCACAUAUCCAGGUGUCUAGUCCGUAUUGCCAGACAUUCUCCUGAGGCUGCUACAGAGAUCUGCAACUCUCCUGGUCUGCUAGGGGCUGUUCGUAGGUUCUUGGAAGAAGGUCCUCCAAGAGCUUGUUCUGAAGCUCUGAAACUGUUUAGAGUCAUCUCAAGUCAAUCCCAGAGCUUGGCCACUCAUCUGUUUGAGACUUAUAAUCUAAUGGACGUCAUACAACGCUUCAUUGCUGGGAGUCGGGAUGAAACGAGCAUGAGCCUAGUGUUGGAAAGUUUUUACACCUGGCAGUCCUUCCUAGCUUACCAUUUGGCAGUCGGAUGUGUUGGGCCAUUCACAUCAGUGAUACAGAGACUACUAGUGACUCACGCAGACAACACCAACAUUGGUGACAGUAGUGGAGGUGACCUAGAGCAUGCCACAGCUGUAGUGUCGUGGGUCACUGCAGUACUGAGGGUAGACAUCAGCUCUGUGUCUUGCCUAUUACCUACACUGCAUCUUUGUACCCUCAAAUGGCUCUCACAGGCUGCACACGCUUCAGGCUUCAAGAUCUCUUUCCAGUGGGCUGGCUGCAAAUUACUGGAAUCUGUAUUGAAUGCCGUGGCUUUAAACGUAAAGCUUCAGGACUUCAAGAGCAACGAAAUUCAUCAGAAAGUUGAAUCAUUUUUAAGCUCUGAGAACUUUGUAUUGCUGUCACAACAAUUAAGAAAGUGUUCGUGGUUGCUGGAAGGUGAAAAGUCGCCAUCAGUAGUGGAAAGUUUACCAUGUCUAGGGUCUAUAUCUCCUACACUGUAUGACCACAGCCCACUGCCUGUAAUGAUGGGAUUAGCUGUCUAUGUUUAUGCGAUACGUUCACCACAGUUGUCGGAAAAGUUUGCCACGACAGAAGGAAUCCAGAAAUACUUAGAGGAGGUUGUUACUGGAGGAGUUAGAACCACAACGUCACAUUGGUUCGCACGCCAGGAAAUCGUUCUUUUGUACACUCUUCUACAAAUCCACCUCAACACUCAAAAUCCAGUUGAAGGCAGUUUAGUUCACCAGGCAGCUUUGUUUCUGUCCACUUCUAUCCAUGCAGACGAUCGCUACAUGCUCUCUGAUCUGUUCACCCAAGUAAUCUUCAACAAACACUUUUUUGGGGCAGAUAUCAAUGAUAUAUCAACUCAGCUGGAAGGACUACAUCUCAACUCAGACGCUCAGAAUGUACCUGACAAGAAAACUAAACUACUUACUGAAGCGUUGGAUAGUUUAGAGACAAUCUGUGGCUGUUACCAGAGAGAGUUUGCGCUGGAGGGGUUGGGUCACAUCUCUCCCCCUCCCUCCCUCACAGCAUCCCCCCGAGGUACAGAAUCAGCUUUACCAGCUGACUGGCUAUACCUACCUCUGGUACAUCUCAACAAUAUAGAUGGUAAGCGUGGUGAUGCGCUCAGUGUAGCUACCAGCUGUCUACAAUGGUGCGUGGUACUAGAAUGUCUGCGACCUGACUUUCUCUCUCACCUUCCACCAGCGUCUAGAUUUUGCAGGCUAGCAUGUGUGCUGCUUGCAGGCAAUGACUUGUUCCGAGAUGUGAGGGAUUGGCUGAACGAGGCUCUACAGGCUUUGUUGGUUCAUGACAAACAAAUGAAAUUCAACAAACCAAUCCCUGGACUUCAGUCAUUUUAUGAUUUCUAUCGCCAGAUAUUGGAGCAGUUUGUGGGAGUGUCGUACGGAGACGUAGUGUUCGGACAGUUUGUGUUGAUCCCGCUACAACAGAGACAUGACAUCAGACUGAAGAAACUAGUGUGGUGUGAGCUAGGGGCUGUGUUGAGGUUCCUGUCUACACCAACGGAUCAGGUUGGUGUUCCUAUUAAAAACUUUUUGGAACCCUGCGAAACAGAUGCUGAUCUUCUACACAUUUAUCUGAGGUCUAUUGCUCAAGGUCGUGUUAGGCAGACAUUUUGUCCCGUGUUGUUCAAAGUAGCAGUUCACCAUGUGGCUACGUUCAUAUCUCUCUACCCUGACGAAGGACCAGCCAGAAAACUGAAGCAGAUGGUCGAUGCUCUAGGAAACCAGGAACUCAAGAAUUUACUGCAAAACUAUAACUCUGAACAGAAUCAAUCAAGGAUGGAUGAGUAAUUUAAAUAUUUAAGUUAUUAACAUAACUUAAUUUACAUUAAGUUGUAUUAUGUACAUAAAUAGAAUGUUUAUA
This is a messenger RNA of Macrosteles quadrilineatus (aster leafhopper), 3112 nucleotides long. RefSeq names its product RNA polymerase II-associated protein 1. The coding region runs from base 70 to 3039 and encodes 989 amino acids. Gene Ontology annotation, cellular component: nucleus. Lineage: Eukaryota; Metazoa; Arthropoda; Insecta; Hemiptera; Cicadellidae. The transcript has 22 exons. Gene Ontology annotation, biological process: transcription by RNA polymerase II. The record is from RefSeq and is a predicted model, not a curated record.